AUGGACGAGGCUACAGCCUGCACGGAGGGCAUGAAGGUGCUCCAGCUGGAGCAGCCUAUGCUGGUGCAUAAGGAAGCGGGGUGCAACAACCUCGUGCCUUACAACUUGCAGCUCUUCAUUGUGCCCAAAGGCUCCAACAAGCACGACAUCAUCAAGCACGUGAAGUUCGUGGACGGCACCAGGGUCCUGCGCAGCGCAAUUUUGCGGAUGUGCCAUGGCCAGGCUCUUCAGGUCGACCUUCAGGGCAAGUUCAGGGAAGGAGGCCGUGCUCUACAGUACAUGCUGGAGGGGCCGGAGGAGAACUCCAAGGGUCAGUUCACCACUUGGACAGAAGAACAGGUGAACGACCCCAAUGGCCCUUUGUACAAAUGGGACAAGGGGACCAUCAAGGAGUUCUUGCGGGUGCUCGCAGAUCAAGGCUCCCAAGCGAACACCAUCAACGACUGGCCUCUGACACUGAAAAGUCUGACUCCCUGGGGCCUGAACAUUGUCAUUGCCCCGAUCCUGCCCCACGUGCUGUCACAUGUUGUGGUCUGGGUUGGUAAAUCCCAUGUGGGGAAGAGCCCGGUCUCCUACGCCCUGUCCUCGGUGGUCUCGGCAUACUGGUUGAUUCAGGAAGACAAGAACGAGUCCCCGAGAUUCCAGACAGCCAAUCAUCUGGAUUAUUUCCGCAAGGAGAAGGGCCGCAAGACGAAGCCCCGAGUCUUUGACGACGGGAAUCUCAACCUCGAACACCCCGCUGCAGUCAAAGCCGUCACGGAGGUGGACGGAGUUGAUCGGAAAACCAUGGCCCGAUACAACGCAUCCUCAUACGAGAAAAAUCAGCUGUACCAGAUUUGCAGCAAUCCUUACGACCGCACGGUCGAGCCGCCCAUGAGCCCACAUGCAACCUCCGACACUGUGCCAUUUGACAUCUUCUUCAAGCUUGUUCGUCCUUCCUUCCACAAGGAAUUCGAUGAGGAGGACUUGAUGGGAGUCUUCAAGCGCAGUGUCUUUGUGGUCUUCACGGAGGUUGGCAUCUACAUUCGCUUGCCUGGCACAAAGCGAGACCCCGUCAAGCGCCACGCGUGGCCGGAGGAUGAUGUUGGCAUGAUCUCGCCAGCGGCGCGCCCAACCUUGGCUGCCUACAAGCAGGGCAACUUCACCAGACCCCCUGCCAGCUAUGACCAAGACCUGCAAUGGAGUUUGAAUCUGUUGCAGGCAGGGCUUGACGGGGAGGACGUACCCUUUUGCACCACCACAAAGGGAACAGAGCUCUUUUCUGGACGGAAAUACAUCGAGGAGCCCAAGAUGAAAGUGCCUGAGACAGCAAAGAGUGAGGACUACUUG
Molecule: messenger RNA, 1329 nt
Organism: Effrenium voratum
Lineage: Eukaryota; Dinophyceae; Suessiales; Symbiodiniaceae
Source: the annotation of a GenBank genome assembly